Rhodamnia argentea is the source of this 594-nucleotide messenger RNA. RefSeq lists its product as uncharacterized. Bases 1 to 594 code for a protein of 197 amino acids. The transcript has 4 exons. NCBI's taxonomy places the organism in Eukaryota, Viridiplantae, Streptophyta, Magnoliopsida, Myrtales, Myrtaceae. The record is from RefSeq and is a predicted model, not a curated record.
AUGGCUCUUCAUAUGUUGCUCUUAUUGAACUUCCUCGUGGCCAUCUCAAGCUCAACUGCAUCAGAUCUACUUCAGAACUCGGACUUCGAGUCUCCCCCGACCGGCAUCACUGCCUCCAACGCCACCACUCCGGUCCUCUUGAUGGAGUCCAAUAACAUACCCAGCCGGUCCUUUGGCGGCAUCGUUUUUCACGUGACGUCCGGCCUCGACGUCUCUUUGCCCGAUAACAGCCAUGGGAUUUUGCUUGGUCGAGGCGGUAAGAUCAACCAGAUGUUCAGAGGCGAUGGAGAGACCACGGACUAUGUUCUUACCUUCACUCUUGCUCCCGGGAAUGAAGCGUGUCCGCACAAUUUCACGGCGAGUGAACAUCAAAUGAUCCUGACCUUGUGGUUUUACAAAAGCUCAGAGACCUGCAGAGUGAGAUGUGUGACUGAUGAGUCAACUGAUAAAAACAAUAUCAUGCUGUCAAACAACGGAUUCGAAGUUGGUCCCGCAUUCCUCGGCAACUCGAAUCAGGGAAUUCUGCUCCAAGAAGAACCAGAUCAAGAACGGUUAGAGUCCCUCCUCCAGCAGUGGCUCACUGGCUCGGGAUAG